CUACUGAUUUUUCUACCUUGCUUUCGAUCUCCAUUUCAAGUUGGAAGAGAUCUCUUCGCCGUUAACUGGAAUUUCCCCUCACUCACUCUGAUCUCUAGGGCUUCUUCAUUCACGAAUUUCUGAUUCACUCAAUUCAUCCACAAAGUUCCGUUUACGAAAAUGCCUCUGAGGUUGGAGAUUAAGAGAAAACUUGCUCAAAGAUCGGAAAGGGUAAAGUCAGUGGAUCUACAUCCUUCCGAGCCAUGGAUAUUGGCAAGUUUGUAUUCAGGGACUGUAUGCAUCUGGAACUACCAGACCCAGACAAUGGCUAAAUCAUUCGAAGUUACUGAAUUACCAGUUAGGUCAGCGAAGUUUAUACCACGCAAGCAAUGGGUUGUUGCUGGUGCCGAUGACAUGUUUAUUCGUGUUUACAAUUACAAUACCAUGGAUAAAGUCAAAGUAUUCGAGGCACACACAGAUUAUAUUAGGUGUGUGGCUGUCCAUCCUACUCUACCAUAUGUGCUGUCAUCAUCUGAUGACAUGCUAAUAAAGCUCUGGGAUUGGGAGAAGGGAUGGUUAUGCACUCAAAUAUUUGAAGGUCAUUCCCAUUAUGUGAUGCAAGUCACCUUUAAUCCGAAAGACACCAAUACUUUUGCUAGUGCAUCUCUUGAUCGGACUAUAAAGAUUUGGAACCUUGGCUCUCCUGAUCCAAAUUUCACGCUGGAUGCUCAUCUUAAAGGGGUUAACUGUGUAGACUAUUUCACCGGGGGUGAUAAACCUUAUCUAAUUACUGGUUCUGAUGAUCACACUGCUAAGGUGUGGGACUAUCAGACAAAAAGUUGUGUUCAGACUCUUGAAGGCCACACUCACAAUGUCUCUGCUGUAUGUUUUCAUCCCGAGCUUCCGAUUAUAAUUACAGGUUCUGAAGAUGGUACUGUUCGUAUAUGGCACUCAACCACUUAUAGACUUGAGAACACUUUGAAUUAUGGUCUUGAAAGAGUAUGGGCAAUUGGUUACAUGAGAAGUUCAAGGAGGGUUGUAAUUGGUUAUGAUGAGGGAACCAUCAUGGUGAAACUUGGUCGAGAAGUACCUGUUGCCAGUAUGGAUAACAGUGGAAAAGUUAUUUGGGCUAAGCACAAUGAAGUUCAGACUGUUAACAUCAAGAGUGUAGGGGCAGAUUAUGAGGUUGCUGAUGGAGAAAGACUGCCUUUGGCUGUCAAGGAAUUGGGAUCCUGUGACCUCUACCCACAAAAUUUGAAGCAUAAUCCAAAUGGAAGGUUUGUGGUUGUUUGUGGAGAUGGAGAAUAUAUCAUAUAUACUGCUCUGGCUUGGAGAAACAGGUCGUUUGGCUCAGCUCUGGAAUUUGUUUGGUCUUCGGAUGGAGAAUAUGCUGUGAGGGAAAGUACUUCAAAGAUUAAGAUUUUCAGCAAAAGUUUCCAGGAGAAGAAGAGCAUCCGACCUACUUUCUCUGCUGAGCACAUCUAUGGGGGUACUUUAUUGGCAAUGUGCUCAAAUGAUUUCAUUUGUUUCUAUGAUUGGGCUGAGUGCAGGUUGAUACGGAGAAUUGAUGUUAAUGUCAAAAAUCUAUACUGGGCCGACAGUGGUGAUCUGGUGGCAAUUGCAAGUGAUACAUCGUUCUACAUACUUAAGUAUAAUCGAGAUGUGGUCUCUGCCCAUUUAGAUAGUGGAAAAUCAGUAGAUGAACAAGGUGUUGAAGAAGCUUUUGAACUUCUUAAUGAGAUCAAUGAACGGGUCAGGACUGGGAUUUGGGUUGGGGAUUGCUUCAUUUACAAUAAUUCUUCCUGGAGACUUAACUAUUGUGUUGGUGGUGAGGUGACCACAAUGUUUCACCUUGAUCGGCCCAUGUACCUACUGGGAUAUCUUGCUAAUCAGAGCAGGGUUUUCCUGAUUGACAAGGAGUUUAAUGUUGUGGGAUAUACUUUACUCCUUGGCUUGAUUGAGUACAAGACACUUGUGAUGCGUGGUGACUGGGACAGAGCAAAUGAGGUCUUACCAUCAAUUCCUAAGGAGCAUCACAACAGCGUUGCUCAUUUCUUGGAAUCACGCGGAAUGAUAGAGGAAGCAUUAGAAGUUGCUACAGACCCUGACUACAGAUUUGAACUAGCUAUACAGCUAGGUAAAUUAGAGAUCGCAAAGGAUGUUGCCGUAGUGGCACAGAGUGAGUCCAAAUGGAAGCAGUUGGGUGACCUAGCCAUGUCAAGUGGAAGGCUUGAGAUGGUAGAGGAGUGUUUGAAGCAUGCAAAUGACUUGAGUGGUUUGUUGCUACUCUAUUCUUCUCUUGGAGAUGCUGAAGGAAUAACUCUACUAGCUUCUUUUGCCAAAGAGCACGGGAAAAACAAUGUUGCAUUCCUUUGCAUGUUCAUGUUGGGUAAAGUGGAGGAGUGCAUUCAGCUGUUGGUUGACAGCAAUCGGAUACCUGAGGCUGCAUUUAUGGCAAGAUCUUAUCUGCCUAGUAAGGUUCCUGAAAUAGUUUCAAUUUGGAGAAAGGACCUCAGUAAGGUUAACCAGAAAGCAGCAGAAGCUUUGGCUGACCCUGAAGAAUAUCCUAACCUGUUUGAGCACUGGCAAAUUGCACACGCUGUUGAAGCUAGAGUUGCGGAGGAAAGGGGUGUCUAUCCACCAGCGGCAGAUUAUGGAAAUUAUGCUGGUAGACCAACUACUAACCUUGUAGAAGCUUUCAGCAACUUGAGAAUGGAUGAAGAACCACAUGAAAAUGGAGAGUUGGAUCAUGAGGCUGCAGAACUGAAUGGUGAUGAGGUGCUAGAACGGGGUGAAGAUGACUUUCAACAGGAGGGCCAAGAAGAACGGGGUGAAGAUGACCUUCAACAAGAGGGCCAAGAAGAGGCUGUUGUGGUGGAUGCCGACUCUACUGAUGGUGCAGUACUCGUUAAUGGAAAUGACGGUGAUGAAGAGUAUGGUACGAAUACUGAAGGAAAACCGUCAGCCUAAAAGCAAUUGGUUGGGUUGGUGUGAAAUCCUAGUUUUGUUGCUGGUGAUUAAUUGAAUUUCUUUAGUUGCUAAAUUU
Solanum verrucosum is the source of this 3025-nucleotide messenger RNA. Its product is annotated as coatomer subunit beta'-2-like. Lineage: Eukaryota; Viridiplantae; Streptophyta; Magnoliopsida; Solanales; Solanaceae. The record is from RefSeq and is a predicted model, not a curated record. Gene Ontology annotation, molecular function: protein binding; structural molecule activity. Gene Ontology annotation, biological process: intra-Golgi vesicle-mediated transport; endoplasmic reticulum to Golgi vesicle-mediated transport; intracellular protein transport. Gene Ontology annotation, cellular component: COPI vesicle coat. The coding region runs from base 160 to 2949 and encodes 929 amino acids. The transcript has 24 exons.